Messenger RNA from Rosa chinensis, 1197 nucleotides. RefSeq names its product F-box protein SKIP19. Bases 1 to 1197 code for a protein of 398 amino acids. The transcript is spliced from 4 exons. NCBI's taxonomy places the organism in Eukaryota, Viridiplantae, Streptophyta, Magnoliopsida, Rosales, Rosaceae. The record is from RefSeq and is a predicted model, not a curated record. Gene Ontology annotation, molecular function: protein binding.
AUGAGCGUAUCCUCUCAUGGAACCACCCCUGGACGAAAGAGGAUCUCCCGACACUGGACGGAGCUUCCUGAUAAUGCUACCGCAUCGAUACUCUCACGGCUGGGAGCGAUCGAGAUCCUGGAGAGCGCUCAGAAAGUAUGCAUGAAAUGGCGCAAAGUCUGCAAGGACCCUCUCAUCUGGCGCAAGAUUGACAUGCGCAACGAUGGCGAUCUCGAAGACAUAAACUACCACUUGGAGGAGAUGUGCCGCCACGCCGUUAAUCGGAGCUCUGGUAAUCUGGUCGAUAUUAACAUUGAGCACUUCGGCACCGAUGAGCUGCUUGAGUAUAUCACUGAUAGCUCGAGUGGAAUCAGACGUCUCCGACUGUUGUGUUGUGAUGACAUAUCAGAUGCGGGAUUGAGUAAAGUGGCUUUAAAACUUCCAUUGUUGGAGGAACUUGACAUUUCUCUAUGCGAUAAUAUCUCGCAUGAAGCUGUAGAAGUGCUUGGCCGCUCUUGCCCCUUUUUGAAAUCAUUCAAGUUCAACAAAGAGUGGUGUCAGUUUUCACAAGACGGCCAGGCACUUGCUAUAGCAGGAACCAUGCAUGGUUUACGACACCUCCAGCUUUUUGGGAAUAAGUUGACAGAUGAUGGCUUGUCAAGCAUUCUUGAUUGUUGUCCUGAUCUUGUCUCACUUGACCUGCGCCAUUGUUUCAUUCUCAAUAUGGAGGGAGAUUGGAGAAGUACAUGUGCUGAACGAAUUAAGAAAUUGUGGCUUCCCCAUGAUUCCACUGAGAGCAAAGAAUUUGUAGCUAGAUCUGAAGCUUAUUGUUUUAAAUGGACAGAACUCCCAGACAAAGUUACGGCAUCAAUACUGUCAAGGCUUGGAGGGAUUGACAUCCUCACUUCCGCUCAGAAGGUCUGCUCCAAGUGGUUCAAAAUAUGGAAGGACCCUCUGAUGUGGUGCACCAUUGACAUGCGCAAUAAUUUUGAUUUUGACGACUACAAGCCCUUCUUCUUCCAUGAGUUGUGUGAACAUGCCAUUGAGCGUAGCUGUGGUAAUCUGGUUGACAUCAAUGUUGAGAACUUUGGCACUAAUGAGCUCCUUAAAUAUUAUAUCGCUGAGAGGUAUCUUAAACGAUCUCCAUUAAAUGGUGUCUUUUAUGAGUGGAUUAUUAUCAAUAAGGUGGUGUCUUUGAGAGUGAAAGAGACUGUUUGA